GCGGAUCAGUUUUGGGCAUGAUCCACCGCUUGUCGUUGGUUCAUCGAUGUGAGGCUCACAGUGUCGUUUUGCUACGACUUUCCCGCUUGCUAUUGACUUUUCCAAAUCUUCGAUUGCGACCUUUUUGCUCUGAGGGAGCGAUUGUUGGUCAAGCAGCUCAGUUUUUCCUCCAAUAUUCACGGAAUAGUCGAUCUUCAAACAGUGAACCGCUCGAUGUGCGUCGAUCCCGGCUUGUAUACCAAAGCCGAAAGCGAGGUAGCCUUGAAAAUUGUAUUCUUCUAAGUACAUUCGCUGAUGAAUAUCUAGACAUGCUAUCUCCCGAAGAGUUGGCUGCUUAUGACGCUUUAAUAAACUCACCGGACAACGAAUGGGACAUUUACCAUUGGGCUACAGGUGCUAAAGAAGCUCCGGAGGCUUUCCAUUCAGACGUGCUCGAUUUGCUCAAAGCACAUGUGCAGAACAAACGCUGUGAGCUAAGAAACCAGCAACCCCCGUUGAAAUUUCGGCCAUCCUAGUAGGAAUUCUGCUGCAACACACCUGGUCUCAUUCAUGACAGCUUUUCGAAAAGGUUUUCGCUCUACAUUCACUUUGUUUAUCUUUCAUUUAUUCUUCCAUACAAAAUCCGCUCCCUGUUACGGCUUUCUUGGUUCUGAUUCUGGUUGAGUUAACCGUUGCCCCGUAAAUUCUUUCAUUGCAGUGGUCACAUCAGUUGCAAACUUCCAAUUUUUGCCAUCAAUCGUAGCGGGUGUGAUCAUCAUAAGAACGCUGCAUGGCGGACUUCCUCCCAUUCUUCUUUUUCGGCAACAUCGCAUUGAAAUACCUUCCAUCUAAUGGUGACCUGGAUCUUUCCCUCUCAGUUUAUUUUAUCGCUUUUCACAUAGUUGUUGAGACGUUAUUCCUACGGGUGCGGAAUGUCUUCCCCCCUCUUCCAAGUCACUUGUCAACAUUUUGAUGACACGUGUGGUAUGCUCGCGAUUCCACUCUGUCUGUAAUCCAAAGUUUAACCUCAGGCAUGCGUCUACUACACUGAUGGUUGUCCCGACUGUACACUCGAUCCAUUCGCGUAAGUCAACACAGUAGACA
Molecule: messenger RNA, 1083 nt
Organism: Dicrocoelium dendriticum
Lineage: Eukaryota; Metazoa; Platyhelminthes; Trematoda; Plagiorchiida; Dicrocoeliidae
Source: the annotation of a GenBank genome assembly